Messenger RNA from Fusarium vanettenii 77-13-4, 3138 nucleotides. RefSeq lists its product as uncharacterized. The record is from RefSeq and is a predicted model, not a curated record. NCBI's taxonomy places the organism in Eukaryota, Fungi, Ascomycota, Sordariomycetes, Hypocreales, Nectriaceae. The transcript has a single exon. Bases 1 to 3138 code for a protein of 1045 amino acids.
AUGGACCCAAUCUCGGCUCUUAGCCUGGCGGCCAACAUCUUCCAGGUCAUAGGCUUCACCAACGACGUCGUCACAAUCUCCAAGCAGAUUUACGACGCCGGCAGCCCUGCGGGUCUCUCUGAGCUGGAACAGAUUGCGACUGAUGCCUUGAACACGGCUGACGAUAUCACGACACGUCUUCGCGGGUGCGAACCUGCGCCCCCGGGCUCUGCUGACUCGGUGCUGUUGCGCAUAGGUGAGGAGACUGUGCGCAUUGCCCAGGAGUUGAAGGACCUCCUGGAGAAGUUGCGGGCCAAGGGCGCAGGCGGGAAGCCUUGGCAUACCCUUCACCAGACCUUCAUGACCAUAUGGAAGAGAGAUGACAUUGAUAAACUUGAGAAGAGACUCGUUGCGGUUCGGGAGGAGCUUCAGUUUCACGUUGUCGCCUUGAUCCAAAAGAAGCUUGACUAUCAAUCUCUCCGGCUCCAAGAUGUCGUUGUCAAGUUGGACGACCAAGCCCAGGCUGUUGUCCCGCAGCUUUUUGGCCAACUUGACAAGAUCAAGACGCAGAACGACACCAUACUAGACAACCAAAUGCACAGUGAAACUGUGGCUCAUCAUCGACACGAGGAACUUAUGGGAGCUGUCAAGGUAGCAAAGUAUCAACGCAGUCAGCUGUCACCUUCAGACACGGAGAGAAUGAUUGAGAAUGCACAGACCAAGAUCUUGGUGUCGUUGUGGUUCGCCACCAUGCAGGAUCGAGAAGACAACAUACAGCAGGCAUAUGAUAGAACUUACGAAUGGCUUUUUUGUGAUCCUGUUGCGGAGCAGAAGCCUUGGGACAAUUUUCGCACCUUUCUUUUGAACGACGCGGAAAUAUACUGGAUCACCGGCAAGGCUGGGUCCGGCAAGAGUACGCUGGCAAAGUUCGCCGCCUAUCGCCACGAGACUUCGGCGGCCUUGUUACAAUGGGCAGGCGGGAAAUGCCUUAACAGGGCGAGCUUUUACUUUUACUACAAGGGUGCUGAGCUGGAGAAGUCGGAGGUCGGCGUGUUGAGGUCGCUGCUCCAUCAGGUACUGUCCAAGCGGCCCAAGCUGAUCAAGUCUGCUUUCCUAGAGCGCUUCGAGGCGAUUCGCUUUGAUGCGGAGGGAGGAAAGAGUUUCAUUCCCACGUACUGGGAGCUGAAGAGGGCGCUGGAGGCGCUGUUGAAGAGCUGCCCGGAUGAACGCUUCUUCUUCAGCGUUGACGGGCUUGACGAGUACGACGCGGACAAUCAUCAAAUGGGGGAGUUGGUAGAUGUGUUUGAAGCGCUCUCCAAGUUCCCCAACGUCAAGUUCCUCCUCACGAGCCGCCCAUGGCCUGUCUUUAAGGAGCGCCUGGCUGGAUACCCAAGGCUUCGCCUCCAUGAGCUCACGCGGCCAGACAUCGCUGGCUUCGUGGACCGGGAGAUCAGUGAGCACAUGUCCUCUCGGGAAGUGACGGAGAGUGAUGACGCACUCAUGAGCUCUCUGAAAGGAGAGAUAGUAGAGAACUCUUCCGGCGUCUUCCUCUGGGUGUACCUGGUUGUACGGUCUCUCCUUGAGGGGCUAUAUAAUGGGGACUCAAUUGGCGAGUUGCGGAAGCGCAUACUCGAGCUUCCAACAGACCUCGAAGAUUUGUAUCUGCACAUGUGGAUCAGGAUACCAGAGAGAUAUAAACCACAGGUCUCUCGUAUUUUGCAGAUACUGUCUUUUGGAACGUCCGAGGGCGCGCGCACCAGCCUCCUGGGCUUGGCACUUGCAGAGGAUCUCGACGAGGAGGCUGUCUUCACCAUGCCGGUGGCACCGCUCAAGAGGGAAGAAGCCCAUCGGCGGAUGAAUUCCAUGGAGGUCCGCAUAAAUGCUCGGUGUCUUGGAAUCAUCGAAGUGCAGCACGUCAAGAUGGUCCAGGUUGAUCCGUGGAUGCCAUCGCUUGACUCGGACUGCUACGAGAACCGCAUCGAAGGCGAGCUCGGAAAUCCGUUUGUCACCUUUAUCCAUAGGACCGUGUUUGAGUUCGCCUCGUCGCCUGAGGUCUGCGUCAAGCUGAAGGAGGCCACGUCGCGAUUGGCAGGAAGGUUUGGUGAUGUCUUUCAGCCAGAGAGUGCUCUUCUCCGCCUGCUCGUCUUGCGCAUCAAGACUUUUGCCGAGGAAAACCUUCACAAGAACAUCAACGAGGCAUCCGUGUUUCCUUCGAGCCUUGAGGGGUUGGUUUACUAUGCCUUGGGGACGUGUCGAAAGGCCGAGAAGGCAUCAGGGAAGGCCCAGACUCGUCUGGUAACGGAGCUGGAUAAAACCAUGACUUAUUUCUACAACAAUGUGUACGACUGUCCUGGUACGUACCACUGGAGCAACGCCCUACGUUUGCAGAGUGACAUUGGGGGUCCUGCCUGGAUUCCAGUGCACCAGCUCAUGCGUAGCCAGAGCGACAUGUUGUCCUUGGCUGUGCGGCACGGCCUCGUCCGAUUUGUCAAGGAGAACGAAGCAGUCAACGAGUCGGUGAAACGCAAGCCUGGGAGGCCACUACUGGAUUAUGCACUGAGACCGGGCUGCAAAUCCUUUGGCUACAAGGAAAUCCUGAUGCUUCGUCGAUCCUCGGAAAUGGUCGCCUUCCUCCUCAAGGCGGGCGCGAGGCCGAGCCAAAGGUUUGACGGGAAGUCGCUGAUGGAACAUUUCGUUUGGGAUCUGGGAGAGGACCCAGGCAAGGAAGAGGUUGUGGAGAUGAUUGUGCUGUUGCUCCCUUACGUACAGAAAUGCAAGCUGGAAGUCCAGUACUUGAAACAAUUGGCAAACCGCCUGAGGGCCGCUUCGUAUUGGCGAGAGAUGGAGGGGGAUGUUGAGAAAGCAAUAUGUGUGCUACACACACUCCAACACAAUGCAAGCUUGAAGCAGCUACGGGGCAUAGGUGAGAGUGAAUUGAUCAGACCAAGACCUAGAGAGAGGCCAACGACGCCCGAGGAGAGGCCAAAGACGCCCGAAGAGAGGUCAAAGAUACCUGCAGAGAGGUCAGAGAUACCUGAAGAGAGGCCAAAAUCUCUUGAAGAGGGAUCAAAGUCACCUAACGAGAGGUCAAGGACGCCCGAAGAGAGGCCAAAGUCAAACCGGCUGGUAUGGAAACUUUUCUGUUGUUUUGGAGAGUGA